AAGUUCCAGCCGGUGAGCUGAGUUUUUUGUUUCCCACUAGAGAACUGGGAAAAAAAAAUAUUGUUUUUAAUUGUGUCUGAUUCUCCCCCCACCCCUUUAGGAAGGAGGAGAUAGGGAAAGAGUCUGAUGACAGAAAUUGUAUUGAUGUGUACUGUAUAAGCAAGAUUUACAAAGGAGAGCUCAUGUGGGACAUGGAUAUGUGAAUGAAUACUGUGUGAGAAAUAAACCAGUAGGAUAUUCAAUUAUAUUUGGGUAUUUCUCUUCUAUCACCAUUAUGGAGUCAGAUGGAAUGGGAAAUACAAAGUCAGGCACUCAGAGAUCUGCAAGCAAAGCAACUAAAAUAGCCCUUGCUGUGUUUAUUGUCACUACAGGAUUACUUGCACUUUUGCUUUUACUAGUCAGUCAACGGCUUAUUACUUUCCAUAAAGAACAGUACUGUUUAACGCCAGAGUGCAUUGAAGCAGCUGCUCUUAUUCGAUACAAAAUGAAUUUAACUGUUGAUCCCUGUGACAACUUUUUUCAGUAUGCCUGUGGGGGCUGGAUACAAGAGAACCCAAUUCCUGAUGAUAUGUCAAAUUAUGGAAUUUAUCCAUGGCUCAGGAAUAAUGUUGAUCUUAAAAUUAAAGCAUUAUUAGAGAAACCGUUGAGUAAGAGAAGAGAUUCAGAAGCUGCACAGAAGGCAAAGAUAUUUUACAUUUCCUGUAUGAAUGAAACUGAGAUAGAAGCAGCUGACGUAAAGCCACUACUCAAAUUAUUAAAGCAACCAUCUUUACGUUGGCCAGUACUGGAAUCUAAUAUUGGAAGUGAUGGAAAGUGGUCAGAGAGAAAAUUCAAUUUUCUUCAAACUCUUGCAGACCUAAGGAAACUAUACAGCACUUCAGUUUUCAUGCGUCUUUAUGUAGCAACAGAUGACAAAUUAUCCAAUAACUUUAUUUUAAAGCUAGAUCAAUCAUCCCUUUCAUUGUUAUCUCAUGAGGAUUACACUGACAACAGCACUACAACUAAGGGGUAUAGAGAUGCUCUGCUUCAGUUCAUGAUUGAUGCGGCAGUUUCUCUUGGAGCAAACCAGACACGAGCUGAAGUUGAUAUGAAAGCAUUGCUUGACCUGGAAACUAAACUGGCACAGAUAAUUGUGCCUCAUGAAAACAGGACCAGUGAAUCCAUGUAUAACAAAAUGACCAUCUCAGAGCUUAGUGCCAUGAUCCCAGAGUUUGAAUGGUUACAAUAUGUGAAGAAAGUAAUUGAUUUCAACAUUCACCCUGAACUUAAAGAUAUAGAUGCUUCUGAAAAUGUGAUCGUCCGUGUACCGCAGUAUUUCAAAGAUCUGAUUAAAAUCAUUCAAUCUGAGGAUAAAAGGACUCUUGCCAACUACCUAAUAUGGAGAUUUGUCUACUCAAGAAUCUCGAAUCUCAGCAGACGCUUUCAGUACAGACAACUCGAAUAUGCACGGGUUCUCCUGGGUACAAAUUCUUUGGCUGCUCGUUGGGACAGAUGUGUGAAUUAUGUUGAGAAUUCUCUUCCUUAUGCUGUUGGGAAGAUGUUUGUAGAUGCUCAUUUUCAAGAGGACAAAAAACAUAUGAUGGAGGAACUAGUUGAAGGCAUUCGCUGGGCAUUCAUUGAUAUUUUGGAAAAGGAAAAUGAUUGGAUGGAUGAAGAAACCAAAUUAAAAGCAAAAGAAAAGGCAAAUGCUGUCAUGGCAAAGGUGGGAUACCCUGAGUUUCUAUUAAAUGAAACCUACAUAAAUGAAGACAUCAAAUCGCUGAAAUUCUCAGAGUCAGACUAUUUUGGAAAUAUUCUUCAGACUCUGCAUUUUCUUUCACAAUCUGACUUUUAUUGGCUUAGGAAAGAAGUUCCUAAAAAAGAAUGGUUUACUAGCCCUACAACCGUCAAUGCCUUCUACAGUGCUUCUACCAACCAAAUUAGAUUUCCAGCUGGGGAGCUUCAGAAACCUUUCUUCUGGGGAUCAGAGUAUCCACGAUCCCUGAGCUACGGAGCAAUUGGCGUCAUUGUUGGCCAUGAGUUUACACAUGGAUUUGAUAACAAUGGUCGUAAGUAUGACAAGGAUGGAAAUUUGUAUUCUUGGUGGACCACUGACUCAGAAGAAAAAUUUAAAAACAAAACAAAAUGCAUGGUGGAUCAAUACAAUGAAUACUUCUGGAAGCAAGCUGGUUUAAAUGUGAAAGGAACAAAGACUUUGUCAGAAAAUAUUGCUGAUAAUGGUGGAAUGAGAGAAGCCUUUAGGGCUUACAGGAAAUGGAUUCAAAAUAUAAGAGGGGGAGAAGAAGAGACGCUUUUACCUGGUGUACCUCUCAACAAUAAUCAACUCUUUUUCUUAAGUUAUGCUCAUGUGAGAUGUAAUGUCUUUCGACCUGAAGCUGCAAGGGAUCAAAUUGUCAAUGGAGUUCAUAGCCCUCCACAAUUCAGGGUAAUUGGCACAAUGAGCAAUUUUGAGGAGUUUCGCAAAGCAUUUAAUUGUCCAGAGGACAUAACAAUGAAUCGAGGAAAGAAAUCUUGUCGAGUUUGGUAGAAGUGGAGAUUCAUUUAUAUUAUGUACAUAAUGUAGAAAAUCCUGUUUGAACUGCUGUACAAACUGCUGUUUUUGGAUGUGAAGAGGAUAAUCCACUUUAUGUUUUACUGAUAUAUGCAAAAACAUAUUUUUCACUCAAAUGGAUUAUAUGUGCCUAUAAUUUUAAAAGUUUAGUGCAAUACAAGUACACCUGUUAAAUUAGCCAUUUAAUGUAUGAGGUUUUUUUUUUUAAAUAAAUGGCAUUUUGAAAUAUAUAAAAAA
This is a messenger RNA of Bombina bombina (fire-bellied toad), 2788 nucleotides long. It is a transcript of the gene PHEX, whose product is annotated as phosphate regulating endopeptidase X-linked. Gene Ontology annotation, biological process: protein processing. Lineage: Eukaryota; Metazoa; Chordata; Amphibia; Anura; Bombinatoridae. The transcript is spliced from 22 exons. Gene Ontology annotation, molecular function: metalloendopeptidase activity. The record is from RefSeq and is a predicted model, not a curated record. The coding region runs from base 275 to 2527 and encodes 750 amino acids. Gene Ontology annotation, cellular component: plasma membrane.